Musca domestica (house fly) is the source of this 1432-nucleotide messenger RNA. RefSeq names its product putative tRNA (cytidine(32)/guanosine(34)-2'-O)-methyltransferase 1. The transcript has 4 exons. Gene Ontology annotation, biological process: tRNA methylation; cytoplasmic translation. Gene Ontology annotation, cellular component: cytoplasm. The record is from RefSeq and is a predicted model, not a curated record. Gene Ontology annotation, molecular function: tRNA methyltransferase activity. Lineage: Eukaryota; Metazoa; Arthropoda; Insecta; Diptera; Muscidae. The coding region runs from base 71 to 1009 and encodes 312 amino acids.
UUAUUUGAGUUCAGCAAUUGGAGAGAAGUCAAAGUUGUUAAAUUGUAUUACUUGGGAAAACAUCAACGCAAUGGGAAAAACUUCCAAGGAUAAACGUGAUAUAUACUACCGCCUUGCUAAGGAAGAAGGCUGGCGGGCACGAAGUGCUUUUAAGCUGUUACAAAUCGAUGAACAAUUUCAUAUAUUAGAUGGAGUCACAAGAGCCGUUGAUUUAUGUGCGGCUCCUGGUAGCUGGUCUCAAGUUCUCUCGAAACGUUUGUACGAGAACAGCAAUGACAAGGAAAAGGUGAAGAUCAUUGCCGUUGAUCUGCAGGCCAUGGCCCCGUUAAACGGCAUCAUACAAAUCCAGGGAGACAUUACCAAAAUUCAAACAGCCCAAGCCAUUAUUGAUCAUUUUGGCGGAGAAGAUCUAAAAGCGCAAUUAGUUAUAUGUGAUGGAGCCCCAGAUGUAACCGGUCUUCAUGAUAUUGAUGAGUACAUACAAAGUCAAUUGUUGUUGGCUGCAUUAAGCAUAACAACUCACGUCUUAAUGCCGGGAGGAAAUUUUGUUGCCAAAAUAUUCCGGGGCAAAGAUACUAGCCUACUCUAUUCCCAAUUGAGAAUAUUUUUUGAAAAAGUUUCCAUUGCUAAACCGGCUAGUUCCAGAAAUUCUAGCAUAGAAGCCUUUGUGGUGUGUCAAAAUUACCGUUGUCCAGAUGGUUACAUACCGCAGAUGAUUAAUCCCAUGAUCGAUGAUGUUCAGGUCAUACAAAAUGCCACAGAAUCUGAAGUGAAUCGAACACUGAUACCAUUUGUUGUAUGUGGCGAUUUGAGAGGAUUCGAUUCAGAUAUGUCGUAUAGCUUAAAUCUGGAUGAUGAUUCGGAAUACACGUACCGUGAAGUUGUGCAGAAGCCCAUAUCUCCAGCUUAUAAGGAAAUUCUGGAAAAAUUAAAGAAUUGUUCCAUAAAACACAAGGCCAUAACAGUUAAACAUGACAAUGAAACAAAUAUGGAGGAGAGCGGAAAAUAGGUGAAGAUUGAGAUAAUGCAUUUGAACAAUAAAGUUAAAGCAAUCAAUUUUAAUCAAAGAAUAAAAAUGUUUAACAAUUUCCAAAUCCCUUAAAGAUAAGUAGCUCAAUUGAAUAAGGAAUUUAAAGGUAUAUCUUAUGCUUUUUAUCACCUCGGCCCUUUUAACAAAUAUCAAAUUGUUAAACAUUUUUUAGAGAUACAAACCGAAAAAUAUUUCUGAAAUCUAACACACUUAGUGCUGAAAAUAUCGUUUGGUUUUCUUUUAAUUAAAUUUAUAACAACAAUAUCUUUAGCUUAGCCAAUAAUUAACUAUAAAUAAUAAUUGUAUAUGUACAAAGUAUUUUCAAUUGAAGACAUAUUCUUUAAAUGAAUCUUUCGAUUCCUUUUUGGAAGAUAUUGAUGCGGACCCAGACUUUAAACCAUA